Heteronotia binoei (common prickly gecko) is the source of this 880-nucleotide messenger RNA. Its product is annotated as phospholipase A2 inhibitor gamma subunit B-like. The transcript has 5 exons. Bases 114 to 779 code for a protein of 221 amino acids. Gene Ontology annotation, cellular component: extracellular region. Gene Ontology annotation, molecular function: phospholipase inhibitor activity. The record is from RefSeq and is a predicted model, not a curated record. Lineage: Eukaryota; Metazoa; Chordata; Lepidosauria; Squamata; Gekkonidae.
ACAUCCACUUUCUUCUGCAGAGCACCCGCUGCUGUGUGAGAAGCAGAGACUUUGCGACAAUUCGAGGUUUCUGAGCCCAGCUUCGGCCCCAGCUGCAAGUCGCAUCUGGAAGGAUGCACUUCCUUCUCAUCCUCUGCUUCUUGGCCUCCUACAUAACUCUGGGGUUGUCUUUGUCAUGUGAGACUUGCAUCGCCUUUAUGGAUACCUGCACUGGAAAUUGGGAAACUUGUCCCCCUGAGAAGAAUUCUUGUAGCUUCAUCCAGAUGGAAGCCUCAGGGCUUAUGCAGGUAAAGAGUUUUAUGAAGACCUGCAUCAGAUCAAGAGACUGCGAAGAACUCCCCUAUUCUCUUAACCUGGGCAGGGCAGGACAGAUGCUCACCCGGAUUACCUGCUGCACAGGAGAUGAGUGCCAGAAGAGUCCUCCUGCCUUGCCACCCAUAAACACGACCCCCAAUGGGAGGAAAUGCCCGUCUUGCUACCUUGUGCACAGUCACGAAUGUAAAGAGGAAAUGGCGGAAUGUGCUGGAGAUGAGAACUAUUGCUUUGAGGUCUUUGGAACUGCAAACAUUGGAGGAGCGGUCGCGGAUAUGGUCAUGAAGGGCUGCACCAGCAAAACUUCCUGUAACAGAACGCUGGAUAGUGAUUCGUUAGGAGCAUUCCAGUUUGUCUCCAAAAGCUCUUGUACACCAGCACUGGGGGCGGCCAGCUCUGUGCAGGCCUCCUUUGGACUCCUCCUCCAAGCCUUCAUGGGACUUCUCCUUCUGAAGGCUCUCAGCUGAUCUCUUUUCCCCAGACGGAGAUCCAGGGAACCCGCUUGAGCAAUUAGCGCUUGUUUGCGACCUGCUAUGUCAAAUAUAAACCACGCUUUGUCAAAUAUAAA